Messenger RNA from Mollisia scopiformis, 757 nucleotides. RefSeq lists its product as uncharacterized. Lineage: Eukaryota; Fungi; Ascomycota; Leotiomycetes; Helotiales; Mollisiaceae. Bases 135 to 536 code for a protein of 133 amino acids. The transcript is spliced from 2 exons. The record is from RefSeq and is a predicted model, not a curated record.
UACCAUGCCUGUUUUUGAAUGCCCCAAGUGCCCAGAAAAGAUCGACGCCGAGUACGUCCUGCCUCGUGGUUCAGCACGAUGGUUCAAACCGCUAUACUCGACUACUGCUUAGGGCGACUAUCAUACAACAUUGAAUGAUAUUCGACCCAACCUUGCAAACCAUCAGUUGUUCGUUCUCCCUUCGCUCCUUCUUGCCAGGAUGGCCGUGCGCAUACGAGCCUUCUUUACUUGGGCUCUCUUUGGUCUUCUUCUUCGCAACCCAAAGCACAAUAUACCUCCGCCGGUGUCGAUUCAGUUGUGGAUUCGAUGAUAUUUCAGUUUCUUACCAAUCUUCAUCGAUAUCGCUUACCUCUGAUGAAUUGAGCUUAAUUCAGGCACAUGCAGAGCUGCAUGCAUCUACUAGGUUCAACGAUCAAGAUCAUGGCCGCGGCGAUCCCAUCAGACCAGUCCUCAAUCCAAGAUUUACUUUGCUUCCACGAGGAAUGCAUUCCUUGCUCCUUUCGUUUUAUCAAUUGGAUCAUGAUGGUAACACGUAAACGAUUGAUGUGUUCAAGCUGGGUCCAUCAGUUCUGACGUGCCGCCGAGGGGCAAAGAUGGAUUCACCCAGGAUGUUCCUCCUCUUGUGUGAAAACGGUCAGCAUCGUUAGCCAUUCAUACCAUGUUGCUUAAAUCAUUCUGUCCGCUUCAACUUGAAUUUACGCCUAGUCCGAUCGAAUACCUACUUCACUUUAGCUAUACGCAGAUUCACUCCAGGUCU